GAUCUCAUUCUGACCUUUAAUAUCUCAAUGCAUCGUUCUUGGUGGAUGGAGAAUGGGCCAGGCUGCACCGUGACCUCAGUAACCCCAGCACCAGACUGGGCACCAGAGGAUCAUCGCUAUAUCACUGUCUCGGGGUGUUUUCUUGAAUAUCAGUACAUAGAAGUGGCUCACAGUUCUCUCCAGAUCUUCCUUGCACUUGCACCCGUUGAAAGGGCAGUGGUGUGGCUCUCUGUUAGAGAGUGUUUUGAAUGCAUGGAAGUUAAUAAGUGUGAUGGACCAGUUGAAUGUUUAUGGGUAAAGUUGAAGAAGGCCAACAAGGUAGAUGUCCUGCUUGGGGUCUGUUAUAGACCACCCAACCAGGAUGAAGAGGUUGAUGAAUUAUUCUAUGGGCAACUGGCAGAAGCCGCAAAAUCGCAGGACCUUGUUCUUGUGGGAGAUCUCAACUUGCCAGACAUCUGCUGGAAAUAUAACACAGCAGACAGGAAACAGUCCACGAGGUUCCUGGACUGUGUGGAAGACAACUUCCUGACUCAGCUGGUAAGUGAGCCCACCAGGGGAGGUGCCUUGCUGGACUUGUUGCUCACAAACAGAGAGGGACUGGUGGAUAAUGUGGUGGUUGGAGGCCUUCUUGGGCUUAGCGACCAUGAAAUGAUAGAUUUUUCAAUUCUUGACCAAGACUAUUACCAUGGAAUUCCAAAGGGCAGACUUCAACCUGUUUAG
Messenger RNA from Apaloderma vittatum (bar-tailed trogon), 720 nucleotides. RefSeq lists its product as uncharacterized. The record is from RefSeq and is a predicted model, not a curated record. The coding region runs from base 28 to 720 and encodes 230 amino acids. NCBI's taxonomy places the organism in Eukaryota, Metazoa, Chordata, Aves, Trogoniformes, Trogonidae. The transcript is spliced from 2 exons. Gene Ontology annotation, molecular function: catalytic activity.